This is a messenger RNA of Syngnathus acus (greater pipefish), 2453 nucleotides long. RefSeq names its product glucocorticoid induced 1a (gene glcci1a). The transcript has 5 exons. The record is from RefSeq and is a predicted model, not a curated record. Bases 1119 to 1865 code for a protein of 248 amino acids. Gene Ontology annotation, biological process: podocyte development. Gene Ontology annotation, cellular component: cytoplasm. Lineage: Eukaryota; Metazoa; Chordata; Actinopteri; Syngnathiformes; Syngnathidae.
GUGCAAAAAUGUGUCAAAAGGUUUGGUUACCAUCUGGGAUCCUACUCAACAUGGAACUGUCAACAUUUUUUUGUUUUCCCUGUAUCUGACUACUUGAAGUCAUAUAAACAAUAUCAAGGCAUACGUAGUUUGUUGAAUCUAUCCUCCGCAUCAACGGCAAUAAGUGACAAGACGCAAACUGUGAAGAAGACACAAUGACAUCUUUUGGAAUGAGUUGAAUUGUUACUAUACGUAUAGGAAUUAUCCACACCAUUGCUGCCGUGGUAUUUUCAUUCAGGCAUUUUUUAAAUGUUUUUUUUUAAAGCUAUGCUCUUUACAAAAGCAUGUAGAAAUUGCCAACUAAUCCAUUUGCACUGCAUUUUUGACGUGGAAACAAUGUCAACGGUGUUAAGCCUUAUUGCUUUUCAGUCCACGCUAAAUAUAUUUGUUAUUGUUUGAAGGGGAAAGUCUUAACACUGAAUUACUAACGUGCCGGAAUGACUUUUCUUCUCCCCAGCCAAUUUGGGUCUUGCGCAUUGUAUUAGUGGUAACAAUGUAGUAAUACAGCUCAUUGAUGAUGAGCUGUAAGAAUUUAGAAAUGUUUACCAAAUGUUAAAAGUACAAUCAUAAAGUAGUAUGGAUUUCCUUCCUACAUUUGAAAUGAGAUGAAUCUGUACUUUCUAAAUUUGUCCCAAUAGUCUUCAAAACGGCUCGGCUUAAAUAAAAGGAGCCAACUGUGGUUCUCAUCAGGCUUUUUCCUGUCUCCUGCACCGCGGUCUAGUUACAGGCUCACGCAGCAGCGCAGAGCAGAGCAGAGCAGCGCAGCCGUGGGGCCAUAGGAGCGAGCGUUUGUAUGCGUGGAAAGCAGCCAGCCAGCCAGCCAGCCAGCUAGCCAGCCAGCCAGCCAACGAGCCAGCCAGCCAGCCAGCCAACGAGCCAGCCAGCCAACGAGCGCACCCCAACUAACUGGCUCCUGCUCUGCUCUGUUCUUCCCGGGCGGUUAGCUGGAAACAAGGACGCUGGAGUGACCUGGUCCCGUCCCGCCAGCCCGGGUGCAGGCAGGUCGGAUAUCUAUCUGGCUGCUUGGUUGUUUCAUUGGCAUUGUCGGAGCGCGAAGGUAAGCAAGUACCUCAGUGUCCAUGUCCAAGUCAGCCCAGAUGCCACUGUCCAACAACAUAACGGUGUCAAAGCCCUCAAUCUCUCGGGUGCCCAGCAGCAUGGAGGGCAUCAAUCAUGAGCUGGAGAAGGUCUUUAUCAAAGACAACGGAGAGAAGGAAGAGUUAAAGUCUCUGGAGGUACCCGAUGGCCGUCGAGCGCCCUUUCCUCCGCAGCAGCGCAGCAGCUCCAGAGGCACCGACAUCCAAAUUCCAUCAGGCCCCGGACGGUCCAGCAGUUGCUCCAGCCUCUCGCCCUGCCCCUCACCCGCCGCCUGUCCGUCGGGAUCACACGACAGCAGUCCCUUUUCCACCGAGGAUUUACUCGAUGAUCCUGAUAAAGACAGCGAAAGUAGCUCGCCCCUCCCCAAAUUUGCAUCUUCCCCCAAACCCAACAACACCUACAUGUUCAAGCGAGAGCCGCCCGAAGGUUGCGAAAAGAUUAAAGCCUUUGAGGAGAUGAGCUCGAGGCAGUCGGCGUCGGCCGCCCUCUUUUCCUGUCCGGACAAAAACAAAGUCAACUUCAUACCAACUGGCUCGGCAUUCUGCCCCGUCAAACUCCCGCCGGUCCAGUCUCAAGAGAAGGAGGAGGAGGAGGACGACCACGACCACGACGGGACAGAGACGGCGACGACGCACGAGGCUCAAGCCUCCUCGGCCGCAAAUGAUCCUCCCGGCCCAGCCGCCGCCUCAGCGGAGCUGCCGCAGACAGACAGUCGAGCCAUCAGCUAGUAGCGAGCAGAGCUGGUCUCUAGCUCCAGGUUUGACCUUUGUGACUGACUCUCCCAAAACACCUUCUUCUGCCAUGCCACAAGAGCCUUGGUAUCUGUGUGCUGACCCCUGCGAGCCCUCUCUCUCUCUCUCUCUCUCUCUCUCUCUCGCUCUCGCUCUCGCUCUCGCUCUCGCUCUCUCUGCAUGAUGUAGAAACUGUCUCCACCACCACCACCACCAAGAACCACUUUGCCACCAAUAUUCUGUCCUGUAUUAUUCUGUCCAUGCUUGUGGCCAGGAAAAGAAGAAAUUGUAUUGUGCAGGAAACAUAGGGAUCAAAGUGGAAGGGAUGUGUAUUUUAAAAUGAUAGUAUAUUUCUUAUGAUUAAAUUAUGUAUUGUGUUCUGUUUUAAACAUUUGCAGAAAGAAUAAGCUCUUUAAAUGGAACGUGUGUGUGUGUGUGUGACUCUCAGGCACAAAAACGACGGGUAGUCGCACUGCCGUGCUAUAUGACCUAGAACCCAUGAAGCACUGACUGUGAAAAUGAUCGCUUGUCACAUUUGUGAUUGAAACACCAGAGAAACAAGUAAAGAUCACUUCCCAGCUAGAA